Molecule: messenger RNA, 2616 nt
Organism: Adineta ricciae
Lineage: Eukaryota; Metazoa; Rotifera; Eurotatoria; Adinetida; Adinetidae
Source: the annotation of a GenBank genome assembly
AUGGCUGCGCACGAAUAUAGUCUUCAUUUUCUUGUUAAUGAACUUGUUCGAGCAUCGAAUAUUAAUCUGAAAGGAACAAACCUUGCGCCGGAAGCGAUUGUGGACUAUUUUAAUAAGAAUACCAAUCAGCAGGCGAACACUUACACACCAGCGGAAUUAGCAGAUGCAAAACGAAAAUUAUUCGCAAAUUCUGCAUCAGCAAACGAAUUCGUGGAGCUUUACGAUAGUUUAAAAGCACGACAUGUACGGGAUUUAGAUUCCGUUAUUAUAAUUCUUUCUCAAAUUGUUGAUAAUCACGAAGUACGCGAAUUAGUUAAACAAUCUCGUCCAUUGUCAACAACAAUGACAAGUCCUCAGCAGAAACGUGUUCACAAUCAAAGUCGUACAACAGCAACAGCAACAACAAGUCCUACAUCAACAAUGAGCAAAGUACACUCCGCACAUGUUCUCGCUGAGAUGAAGGAUAAUUUACUUCGACCGACGUCAACCUUAUCACAACCAGGUUCGAUUAUGUCGGAUGGAGAAAUUCGCCGUCGAGCUAUAACACCAUCAACUUCAACGGAAUUUCUUGGUAGACCAUCGUGGCUGAACGAACGACUUCGUCUUCUAUGGGACUUUUAUCCAACACCUGAGAAAUUUGAGCCUGAUGUGGCUAUUGGACGACUUUCAGUUGCUGAACAAGAGGCAAUUAUUGUAGAAGAUCUCCUGUUAUGUAUGUUGGGCAUCGAAGGAAAAUAUAUCAAAACACCCUCACUGACAGAUAAACAAGCUCAACGUUCGUUUCAUAUCGAUCGAUCAUUGGAUGCUACAUUGAGAGAUCUAGCACGACGAAUGGUACCACUCUGCUCAAAUCAUUCAUUAGUCGUACGAUUCAUUGAAGACCGUUUACAAUAUAGAUAUGGUUUAAUCAACCAUGCACUUGCUGGAGCACUGAGAGAAGUUGUUCAACGAUACUAUGUAUUUGUCAGUCAACUCGAAACUCAGCAACAACAAGGUCAAUUAACAUUACAAACCCUAUGGUUUCAUACAGAACCUGUCAUGGAAAUGAUGGAAGUUGUUGCCAAUAUUGUCAGAACGUUAAACAAGGGUAAUACUGUUGGCCGUGCUGUUCUUGAUCUUCUUCAUGAACAAACACUGAAAUUAUCCGGUCAUAAACAAGCAUACGAUAUAUGUUUUUUUCUUGCUAAAUCAGCCUACAGACCGUAUUUAACAAUGCUGGAAACAUGGAUUCACAAUGGUUUAAUUGACGAUCCUUACGGUGAAUUUAUGGUUCAAGAAAACAAAGAUAUUAUUCACCAUGAAAGCAGUCUCGAACAAGAAUUCAAUGAUAAGUUCUGGUCACGUCGUUAUCUCUUGCAACGUAACAACACUCCCAUACUAUUUCAAUCAUCGUCCGAAAUGAUCUUAAACACUGGUAAAUAUCUAAAUGCCAUACGUGAAAGUGCAUUCGAUUUUAUCGACGAUAUGACCAUGGACAUGUCCACCUCGAUACUACGUGUUGACAAACAACUAUUGAUGAACAAUUACAAGAAGUUGGAAUAUACUAUCCACGAGAAAGAUUUGGAAGAAACAUUAGAAGAAGCAUAUAAAUAUGCAAGUGAAAUUUUAUUAGACCUGAUUUUAAACAAAUAUCAUUUAAUUGAACGUUUUCAAACAUUGAAACACUAUUUUCUCAUUGAUAAAGGUGAUUAUAUCGUUCAAUUCAUGGACUCAGCUGAAGACGAAUUGACAAAACGCGCGCGUGAUAUUGACGAAAACAAAAUUCAAUCGUUACUCGAUGUUUCACUGGCAUUAACAUCCGACGAUCAUUAUAAAGAUGACGUACGAAUCAAAAUGUUUCACUAUGACUUGAUAUCGAUGCUUGAACGUGUUAUCAACAUUGAUUCAUCAAUGAAUAUCAACGAAUCAAUGGAACAUAAGCUAACUGGCUUAGAAUCCUUUUCACUCGAUUAUGAUGUUAAAUGGCCAAUUUCGUUAGUGAUCAAUCGAAAUUGUCUCACGCGUUAUCAAAUGCUAUUUCGGUUUUUAUUCUAUAUUAAAUACAUUGAACGUUUAUUGUGUAAUGUCUGGCGCGCGCAUAAGAAUGGCGGACGACGACGACGACGACGUGGUGGAAACAGUCGGGAACGGCGAAAUAUCAUAACCAAACCAAAUGGUGCUGCUUAUCUAAGACAUAAGAUGUUGCAUUUUGUACAAAAUCUUUUAUAUUAUAUGAGUUUCGAAGUGAUCGAAUCGCAUUGGCAUGCCUUUCAAAAUAAUUUAAAAAAGGUAACAAAUAUCGACGAAUUAUUGAAAUAUCACAUUUUAUUUCUCGACAAUUGCCUACGUGAUUGUAUGCUAACCAGUGUACAUCUAUUGCGACAUAUUCACAAAAUCAUGGCGACAUGUGUGAUGUUCGCUAACGCAAUGGACAACGUUGAUGAUGACAAUGACUAUGAUAGUUUACCAGGUGCGGUUGUCGCUAGUUUUAAUAAUAAUUUUACUGAUCAACUUCGGCAACUACUUGAUGCGAUUUCGAAAGAAGAUGGGCCAGCACAUGGCGCGGCCGGUGGCGGACAACAGCACACAUUGACAAACAUUAUUCAUAGAAUCAACUUCAACAAUCAAUACUGUUAG